ACAAAUGACAGUCGAUGAAAAGCCCUAUUGUGGCAAUGUGACAGAGGUAAUGUGUAACGUGUUACUUUUUUAAGUUUGAUUUACAUAUUGUACUAAUUUUAAAGUUCUAAAAUACAAAGAAUGGCAGAAAAAACUAUAAAAGACAAAACAAUAACAUCAUUAUAUGCAGAGUUAAAUAAAUUUAAUCAAAAUGGGGAAUACGAAAGGUCUUUGAAAACAUCAAAUAAAAUUCUGGGUGUGGCUCCACAUGAAUUUUUAGCUUUCCAGUGUAAAAUGGUGUGUCUUAUUCACCUAUCACGUUUUGAGGAAGCCAUUUCUUUGAUGAACAAAAAUCCACAAUUUUUACAGGAAGUAAUAUUUGAAAAAGCUUAUAGUUACUAUCGUGUUAAUAAACCAGAAGAAGCUUUAAAAACAAUUGAAUUAAGUGAGAAUGAACUGGAUUUCCGUUGCAAGGAAUUGAAAGCUCAGAUUUUGUACAGACUUGAACAAUAUGAUAAUUCUGUCUCUAUAUACAGAGACAUCAUUAAAAAUAUGCAUGAUGAUGAUUAUGAUGAUGAACGGUACACCAAUUUGAGUGCUGCAAUGGUUCAUCUGAAGAAUGAAAAUGCGAUGGAUACAAUUAACGAAUUUGUUGAGAACACUUAUGAACAGUGUUAUAACAAAGCAUGUUUAUUAAUUGAAUAUGAAAACUAUUUAGAGGCUGAAAAGAAACUCAAGCAGUGUGAAAAGAUGUGUAGAGAGAUGUUGGAGGAAGAUGAAACUACCGAAGAGGAAAUUGACAUUGAAUUGGCGCUUAUCAGGUUUGGAAACACAUUAAAAAUUAAACAUUUACUUAAGCCUUUAGUGCAGUGGUGCUCAGACUUACACUGCAUGGGAUCUACCACAUAAACUGCAAGCGUCCAGCGAUCGACUGCUAUUAGCAAAAAAAUUUGAAAAUAAAAUACUUUAUUUCACAUUUCUAUUUGAUAAAAGGUUAUAACUACAGAGAGUUGUAAUUAAAGAUGUUUUUCAUCUUAAUUUUACAUGGAUGUUAAUGCACUUCAUGAAGUGCAUGGCACUUCAUAUUAUCCACAAGUUAGCGCAGUCUCCACCUUUCCCAUGUGUAUUCGUUCUGUGAAUCGUGAUCGACUUCAAAAACUUUGGCGAUCGACUGGUCGAUUGUGAUCGACCGUUUGAGCACCGCUGCUUUAGUGCAUUGAGUGAAUAUUUUGGUAAAUAUUAAGAGCAUUAAAUGUAUUUUUCUUAAUUAUACUUACUUUUGUAUUAA
Molecule: messenger RNA, 1267 nt
Organism: Diabrotica virgifera virgifera (western corn rootworm)
Lineage: Eukaryota; Metazoa; Arthropoda; Insecta; Coleoptera; Chrysomelidae
Product: signal recognition particle subunit SRP72-like
Exons: 4
Coding region: 121-888 (255 amino acids)
Biological process (GO): SRP-dependent cotranslational protein targeting to membrane
Cellular component (GO): signal recognition particle, endoplasmic reticulum targeting
Molecular function (GO): 7S RNA binding; ribosome binding; protein binding
Source: RefSeq, a predicted model, not a curated record